Messenger RNA from Drosophila kikkawai, 3164 nucleotides. RefSeq names its product Glutamate receptor IIA (gene GluRIIA). Gene Ontology annotation, molecular function: transmitter-gated monoatomic ion channel activity involved in regulation of postsynaptic membrane potential; glutamate receptor activity. Gene Ontology annotation, cellular component: plasma membrane; postsynaptic density membrane. Gene Ontology annotation, biological process: synaptic transmission, glutamatergic; modulation of chemical synaptic transmission. Lineage: Eukaryota; Metazoa; Arthropoda; Insecta; Diptera; Drosophilidae. The record is from RefSeq and is a predicted model, not a curated record.
GCUCCAAGACUGGAUGCUGCCGUCGCGAGAAAAUAAAUCGUGAAAAGUGCUUUACUUUUGGACUAGACGUGAUUUUCUGGUGCGCGUUUGUGUGCUUGUGCGCCGGCGGAUAUAUAGAUUUGUACAUAUGUAGAUGGGAAGUGAAAACGAAAUGGCCGCUGCAUUUAGAAAAUUCAAUUAGUUUUCGAGUGUCUUGAGGUAAACAGGAGAAUUUGGAGGCUAGAAAAAUGCAUUUGUGUCCAGCUCACAUUUAUGCAUUCACAAUUGUAUUUCUGAAAACGAUUCUCGCCCUUGGCGGCGAUGGUCGCAAUGAAAUCACCGUGGGUGCCAUUUUCUAUGAAAAUGAAAAGGAAAUCGAACUCAGCUUCGAUCAGGCAUUUCGUGAGGUCAACAACCUGAAGUUUGCCGAACUGCGAUUCGUCACCAUCAAGCGGUAUAUGCCCACCAACGACAGUUUUCUACUGCAGCAGAUUACUUGUGAACUGAUUUCCAAUGGCGUUGCGGCUAUUUUCGGACCAAGUUCAAAGGCGGCUAGUGAUAUUGUUGCGCAAAUCGCCAACACGACCGGCAUUCCACACAUAGAGUACGAUUUGAAGCUGGAGGCCACGCGGCAGGAGCAGCUCAACCACCAGAUGUCCGUCAGCGUGGCACCCUCCCUGUCCGUCCUGUCGCGAGCUUACUUCGAGAUCAUCAAGACCAACUACGAGUGGCGCACCUUCACCCUGAUCUAUGAGACGCCAGAGGGUCUGGCUCGUCUUCAAGAUCUUAUGAAUAUACAGGCUCUCAAUAGUGACUAUGUAAAGCUAAGAAAUUUGGCUGAUUAUGCAGAGGAUUAUAGAGUUCUUUGGAAAGAAGCCGAUGAGACCUUCCAUGAGCAGCGCAUAAUUUUGGACUGUGAGCCAAAAACCUUAAAGGAGUUACUCAGGAUAUCCAUGGACUUUAAGCUGCAGGGACCUUUUAGAAACUGGUUUCUUACGCAUCUGGAUACGCACAGUUCGGGACUGAAGGACAUUUAUAAUUCAGACUUUAAGGCCAAUAUUACCUCAGUGCGAAUGAAAUUAGUGGAUCCGAAUCCCUUUGAGAGAAAGAAGACCCGCAUAAGCAUGGUGGAUCAAAUUCUUAAAAACCAAACCAUGCUGCCCGUUCUCAUCUACGAUGCUGUGGUGCUUUUUGCCAGCUCAGCCAGAAAUGUGAUUGCAGCCAUGCAACCGUAUCAUCCGCCCAAUAGGCAUUGUGGCAGUCCCAGUCCCUGGAUGCUGGGACCCUUUAUUGUCAACGAAAUGAAGACCAUUUCGGAGGAUGAUGUAGAGCCGAAUUUCAAGACGGAGAACAUGAAGAUCAAUGAGAAUGGACAGCGCACUCAUUUCAAUCUGGAGAUCUACAAGCCCACCGUUAAUGAGCCCAUGAUGGUGUGGACCCCAGACAAUGGUAUUAAAACCCGACGCCUCAACCUGGAACUGGAGAGUUCUGGCACAACGCAGGACUUUUCAGAGCAGCGCAAGGUCUACACGGUGGUCACGCACUUUGAAGAGCCCUAUUUUAUGAUGAAAGAGGACCAUGAGAACUUCAGAGGCCGGGAGAAGUAUGAGGGCUAUGCCGUGGAUCUCAUAAGUAAGCUGUCCGAGCUAAUGGAGUUUGACUACGAGUUCAUGAUCGUCAAUGGCAAUGGCAAAUAUAAUCCCGAGACCAAGCAGUGGGACGGCAUUAUUCGCAAACUGAUUGAUCAUCAUGCUCAGAUAGGCGUCUGUGAUUUGACCAUCACUCAAUUGCGAAGAUCUGUCGUGGACUUCACGGUGCCCUUUAUGCAGCUGGGCAUUAGUAUUCUUCACUACAAGAAACCUCCGGAGCCAAAGAAUCAGUUUGCCUUCUUGGAACCCUUUGCCCUGGAGGUCUGGAUUUACAUGAUCUUUGCCCAGCUUGUGAUGACCCUGGCCUUUGUGUUUAUCGCCAGACUUUCCUAUCGCGAGUGGUUGCCUCCGAAUCCAGCUAUUCAGGACCCUGAUGAGCUGGAGAAUAUCUGGAAUGUGAACAACUCGACUUGGUUGAUGGUGGGCUCCAUUAUGCAACAGGGUUGCGAUAUACUUCCAAGAGGUCCUCAUAUGCGUAUCCUUACCGGAAUGUGGUGGUUCUUCGCUUUAAUGAUGCUUAGUACUUACACUGCCAACUUGGCUGCCUUUUUGACCAGCAACAAGUGGCAGAGCAGCAUCAAGAGCCUCCAGGACCUCAUCGAACAGGACGAGGUGAGCUUUGGCAGUAUGCGCGGCGGCAGCACUUCGCUCUUCUUCUCCGAGUCCAAUGACACCGACUACCAGCGUGCUUGGAACCAAAUGAAGGACUUUAAUCCCUCCGCCUUCACCAGCACCAACAAGGAGGGCGUGGCCCGAGUGCGCAAGGAGAAGGGCGACUAUGCCUUCCUUAUGGAGACCACCAGUCUGACGUAUAAUAUUGAAAGAAACUGUGACCUAACCCAGAUUGGUGAGCAGAUCGGUGAGAAGCAUUACGGCCUGGCAGUGCCAUUGGGGGCCGACUAUCGGACCAAUCUCAGUGUAUCCAUUCUCCAGCUGAGCGAGAAGGGAGAGCUGUACAAGAUGAAGAACAAGUGGUGGAAAAAGCACAAUGUUACCUGCGACUCCUUCCAUGAGGUGGAUGGCGAUGAGCUGUCCAUCAUUGAGCUGGGCGGUGUCUUUCUUGUCCUGGCUGGCGGAGUCCUCACUGGCGUUGUCCUGGGCAUCUUUGAGUUCCUCUGGAACGUGCAGCACGUGGCGGUGGAGGAGCGUGUGACCCCUUGGCAGGCUUUGAAAGCGGAACUCGCUUUUGCUUUAAAGUUUUGGGUGCGCAAAAAACCGAUGAGGAUCUCCAGCAGCAGUGACAAAUCCUCGUCAAGACGGUCCUCGGGUUCUAGGCGUAGCUCCAAGGAGAAGACCCGCAGCAAAACGGCCAGUUAGGAGCUCUGGAAAUAUUGUUGUUUUGAGAUUUUUGGAGCUAAUUUAAAGCAUUUGUGCAGCUAGUUAAAUAAUGUGUCUUCUGAAACAACUUGGGCAAUCCAUGUUGCGUUUGAUAUUUUUCAUAAAUAUAUACAGAUGUAUAUAUAUAUAGUUUGGGCUAUAUUUAUAGAGUUUUUAGACCACUUACUUAGAGGGUGCAAGGUGGUAGAUUGGACUACU